AGUCCCUCAAGGUCUUAAACCCAUUCCACAACUACCAGUAUCAACAAAACCCAUAGCACAAAUGCCAUCAGCGACCGGAUUCUUAAUCGCCACAUUACUUGGGUCUGCUACCAGAAGAUUGCAAGUUCAACUCAUUGGUAAAAGUUAUCCAAGAGCCUGGAAUAGAGUGCCUGGUUAUGCUUUAUCAUCAGGAUUUUUUGUAGGAGUAUAUCUCGUGAUUGAUUCCUAUGUAGAGAGCAACAGAAAGUUAUUGGAAAGAAAAUUGGCAGUAUUGCGUGAACAAAGAGCCCUUAAGGAUGCAUUCUUGGAAUUCGAUGAUGAACCAGAUAUCAGAAUGACUGCUGACAAGAGAGGUACCUUCUUCAAGUUGUUUGACAAGUAUGGAGCUCCAUAUAAGUAAGGAACUACAUACUUUAAGUUAAAUUAUCACUACAAACUUACACACACAUCAACCAAUUAGUCUGUUUGGGCUUAUCCGGUUACUUUGCAUCUGUACACUAAAAUUCUUCAUACUUCAUUAAUCUCUAAUGAUUUCAUUAUACAUUCCAUAUUAUCGUUUUAUUUAUGUUUAUUUAGUUAAUGCUAUACCUAUACGAACGCUAACUAUCUUU
Scheffersomyces amazonensis is the source of this 611-nucleotide messenger RNA. RefSeq lists its product as uncharacterized. NCBI's taxonomy places the organism in Eukaryota, Fungi, Ascomycota, Pichiomycetes, Serinales, Debaryomycetaceae. The record is from RefSeq and is a predicted model, not a curated record. Bases 62 to 400 code for a protein of 112 amino acids. The transcript has a single exon.